AUGAGAAAAGCCGCCCUCCUAGGUGCUCCAGAAAAGGCCGUUUCACCAGCUGCACUGGCUGAUCCACUGGACCUUACUGUCAGGAAGGUGUGGAUAUGGUCAAAAGCCAAGUUCAUCAAUAGGAAAUUCCUAAUGGAGGAACUUUACCAGCGCUUUCUAGAUGGAGAUAACAGCCCUGUGGCUCCAGAAGACGACCCUUUCUGGGAUCCUGUCGAGGUCAUCCACUUGGGCUCAGCUCGCGUCUGGCUCCAGUCGCUGGCCUACUGCAUGAAGCUGGAGGAGCAAGUGGAGUUUCUGAACUGUGACGGGCUGGAGGAGGCGGUGCUGCACAUCUGCAUAGCGCCCUGCUCCCCGACAGGACAAAUCUUUGGCUCAUCUGUCCCUUUUCUUUACAAAUGUGUCCCUUCUGGUUUUAAAUUUUAUGUUCUUCUCAGGUACAGAAUUUACGACCUUCCAAACACUAUCUAUACCAAACCUGUAUGGAAAAGUGUGAAUCCACAAAUUGAAGAGACUGUCCAAUUUGCAGCCUUAACUGCAUCUCAGGAGUUUCUGAAUUAUCUGCAGACAAAUGCCCUUAUUGUUGACCUAUGGGGCCUUCAAGAAGGCUGCACCGUCCCCACUACAGAAGGCUGCACCGAGCUGAGCUGCUCUCAGCAGGGCCUCAUGGUCACAGGUGAAGGCCACAUCCUGGUAGACACCAAGAAAAUUUCCACUGUGAAGGAUCCAAGCCAGGCGGCCUCAGACCAGAUACCAGAACUUUAUCUGAAGCUGCUCAAGCUAGAGCAGGAGACAGAGCUGCUCAGGAACAUCAACAGAGCCCUGAGAGAGGAGAACAUGCUUCUCAAAGAAUCACUUGCGAAAACUGCUUCUGGGCAAGCCCGGAAGCCUUCCGACACUCUGAAGGUCAGCGGGAUGACUGCGCAACUGCCCUCCGCCAGGGACACGAGUUGAAUGUGCACACAGCAAGCUGGCUCCGACCGAGGACUCGCCCAGGCUCUGAAGGUGUUCUACUAAAGCAUGAACACGGCAAGAGGGCAGCUUUUCAGACUGAGACAGUAUAAACCUCCUGAAGAUGAUCAAAUGCUUCGACCAUUCGUAAACCAACGGUCACAGAUGUUUAAGGAUUUGGGGGAUCUACUUGAAUCCAGCUUGUGGAAACUGAAAAAGGAUGUUGCUCUUAUAGUGAAAAAGAAGAGAGAAUAUUUACUGCAUGUCAAGUAGUGAAGACACACCAACUAAAAACUGAAGAUAUUCAAGCUUCAAGUUGUGAAGAUGAUUUGUGUAGCUAACAAGCUUACCUCAUUUCCCACUUACUUUACCUAUUUCUUCUACCAGUUUUAAGCAAAACGUUCUUUCCAUGUGAUUGUAAAUCAUCUCCAUAACCUAAAGGCUGCUUGAAUGGCCCUCCGUUCCUGACGCAUAGAGGGGAACCACACACACUGGGGUCUAUUUGAGGUUGGAGGGUGGGAGGAGGGAGAGGGCGAAUGAUUAGCACUCGGAGCUCUGGGAUCAGACUGCCGAGGUGAAAUCCCGGUUGAGUCCAUCACUUACUAACUGCAGGAUUUGGGGCCACUGACUUUCCCUCUCUAAGCCCCUCUUUCCUCAUUUGUUUUAUGGGAAGGAUAACAGUAUUUAUUGCAAAUGGUUAAUGAACGUAAAGCACUUAGAACAGUGCCUGAAACACAGACGUGAUUGAUAAGCAUUCACCAUUAAUAUUUUUAUGGUAAACAGUUCAAAACUUCAAAUGAAGCUCUUUUAUCUAUAUUGCUUGCUGUCAGACCUACAGACAAUGGUUAUUUCAUGUCUCUCAUUUUGUAUCUUGCUCUGAGCAAGUUUGAAUUCUACCUCUACUUAUUAUUCUCUUCUCAUAAGUUUAUCUGAAAUACUGUUAUGUUCGAUUUUUUCAGCAGCAGGAGUGCCCGUAUGAUGGGACCUUUUCAGUGUAGGGUCUGCGGUUCAAGGAUUAUAACUGUUAGUGAAAGCUCUGUUAGGAGUUAGUCUAUCUUGAAGCCAAUCCUGAUUCCACAAAUUGACUGAUGGGUGUUAGUCAAGGAUAUGAUAAAAAGCUCAACACCACUGAUCAUUAGAGAAAUGCAAACCCAAACCACAAUGAGACACCCUCUCACACCAGUCAGAAUAGCUAUUA
Macaca mulatta (Rhesus monkey) is the source of this 2146-nucleotide messenger RNA. Lineage: Eukaryota; Metazoa; Chordata; Mammalia; Primates; Cercopithecidae. The record is from RefSeq and is a predicted model, not a curated record.